AUGGGAAAGAAGAAGCCGACCACCGGUUCCAGUGGCGAGAUGACCAGCAUUCGCACACUUUACCAAGCGACAAAUAGCGUCGCCUCACAAGUCCAGUCUGUCGAACCACUAGCUAACUAUGCCAACUCAGCCGAGCCCCUGUCUGUUUCAGAAGCAUGCUCUCUCCAUGGUGAAAUCAAGAAGCUCGAAAAGUCCUCUUCCAACAUUCAAGCCGCACUUGAUGCGCUUCAUAAGGCUACGCAUCAUUCUAUUUUUUGCAGACUCAGUUCGUAUGGAAGCUGGAGCGGGAUCGUUCGUAAUAAGAUAUUACCAUAUUUCGAGAAGGAGAUCAAAGACAUUAUUCGCGAUGUCUUAAAUGACAAUGCCGAUACCACGACAUUGUGGAGGGUGGCUGAGGAGUGCUAUGCCCAAGCCACGAAACCUUUUGGAAAACUCGAUGCUGAGAACUACUUCGCUUCACUCGAAGAAGCAUAUCUACAAUCGCCAUACGAUCCGGAUUUCGAGAGCGAAGAGUACUAUGAGCAUGAAAACCGGCUCGACGUGGACGAAGAUUACGCUGCAGCUUUCAAAGACCAGACACAACGCAGAUCCGAUGCCCGUCAGCAAGACCGUGAGGCUUGGCCCAAAUUUUGGAUCGCAGUAUUGAAUAAGGUUCCCGAUGGACCAACUUUGUUCAGUCCACCAGCCCGUUUACGUAUACAAUUAUCGUUUCUAGAGGGCGUCCCACGUUACUUGUUCCGAACCUUCGACGGGGCCAGCUCGGGGAAGAAUGACAGUAGCGUUGUGGCCUCGGUAGCCAGCGUUCUCAUGCCAAGCAUAGGCUGGCACGAUCUUCUCUCAAUGGACGAAGAUCGUGCCACUAAACUGCUGCAUCAGCACCUGAACAAAAGUUGCUUUGGAGGCAGUGGAUCUGAUAAUUUGAUGUCCUGGACAAGCUCGCUUCUCUUCGCUAUACAAUAUGGUAUUUGGAGGGCAAACAUCGGCAGAAUUUCACUCUCUGACGUCCAGAUCUAUGCAGUCGACACCAGUAACUUUCCGAAAGGCCAGUUCGUCCAAGAUGUAUGUUUACUUGAGGCGUAUCGUGCAGCUGCCCAGGGCGCCGGCAAGGACACAAGAGAUUUUUUCCGCUUCCGACUUGAGAAUGACGACUUCUACAAUGGCGAAUACCUUUCUCAGGGACAAGUUAACCAUGCCGGACGAUCAUGUGCAGUCACCCUUGAACACCUGCUGAACUCUGGACUUCGCCAAUUAUUCCCCGAGUUCGAGGAUCCUAAAGGUGCUGAAAAAUGGACAAACCGAGUACUGGAACUGCGAAGGAACUGGUCUUUGGAACAACUCACGACUGACCAAGAGAUUGAACUUGCACUUCAAGUGGCAUGCAGAUGCUUUGAAAAAUACAAUUCAUCCGAGAUCGCUUUAAUUCUCCUGAGUUUCAAGAAUCGCAAGCACUCCAAGCUAGAAUCUACAAGCCCAUUCAAUAGGCGGCCACCAAAAUGGGCCGAAAAGCCCGUGGAAGUCCAUCGAUACUGGAUCGCCACUGAAAGACUUCGUUGCUAUCGUCGAUACUCACAAGCGUGGGUUAAUGGCAUUCUUCUACAACGUCACAAAGCACUGCGAGAGAUUUUCAGCUGA
Molecule: messenger RNA, 1632 nt
Organism: Exophiala oligosperma
Lineage: Eukaryota; Fungi; Ascomycota; Eurotiomycetes; Chaetothyriales; Herpotrichiellaceae
Exons: 3
Coding region: 1-1632 (543 amino acids)
Source: RefSeq, a predicted model, not a curated record